Messenger RNA from Schistocerca gregaria, 3024 nucleotides. RefSeq lists its product as uncharacterized. The record is from RefSeq and is a predicted model, not a curated record. Gene Ontology annotation, biological process: DNA topological change. Bases 583 to 2697 code for a protein of 704 amino acids. NCBI's taxonomy places the organism in Eukaryota, Metazoa, Arthropoda, Insecta, Orthoptera, Acrididae. Gene Ontology annotation, molecular function: DNA topoisomerase activity; DNA binding. The transcript is spliced from 2 exons.
CUUUCGCCAAUCAAUACGAAAAAUUUUUACAUUUUCUAUUAUGUUCUGCGCGCUAUGUGUUGGAUGUCUGCCAUGGCCAAAUGUUCUUCUUAGGUAUCAAUGUGUUCGGAAAAAUUUUUCGUUUAGAGUAAGUUUACAGCAAAUAUUCGAUGAGCGCCUCUCUUGGUACCAGGGCUAUUCAAGAAAUUCUCAAUUUGUGCGCUCGUCAACGGCGGCCUUUUACUGAGCAAUCCCUCGAAUUGUUUUUCUUCGGUUCCAAUUUGUACCCGUUUCCACCAUAUCCUGUAAUAGACGCUGUACAAGGCCAGAAAAAAAUUCCGCGAACUUAUUAUCACAGAUCAAGUCUCCCUUGCGGUCAACUACGCCAACGAAUAUAAAAUAGAGUCUGUAUUGAAAAACAUCCAUAAAGAAUGCUUCAGAUCAAAUUCAAGCCGAGUCGCUAUCACAUGGAUUAACAAAGACGCUUUUGAAUACUGCGAUCCAGAACCUAGUUUAAGAGAAUGUACCUUGGCACAACUCCCAUACAUCCCUGAUAUCAAUGAUUUGAGGGUGAAAGACACUCGUACCAAAGAAAAACUAAAAAUGAUUGCCAGGCUGGCCAAUUCUUCUGAGACCGUUAUCAAUUCAUGCGAGCCAAGUGCAAAAGGGCAGCUCUUAUUCGAUCUGCUAAUCAAAUACAUAAAUAAAACUCACUGUGUUCGAUUAGAUGAUGAAAACAUAAAAAGAUGUUGGCAUUCUAUCGAAUUGAGUGCGCCUUUCGUACUCACGAAGGAACUACAAAAAAACUCAGUUUUUAGCCACUAUGUAGAAAAAGGAUUAUACUACCAUCAUCAUAACUGGUGUAGUAUCCUAAAUUAUACCAAGCUUCUGACAAUCCAGUAUGGUGCUACACAUAGAAACCUCUAUUACUUCUCAGCCACGUGCAUACAAAUACUUAAACAAGUCUCCAUUAUUCAACUCGCCAUCUCAGAGUUUACCCCCCUCAGCUAUUACCAGCUCGUGUGCAUGGCGAACAUAAACAACGUGAAAAUUCCUCUGAGUCUCAAUUGGAAUUACUCACAACAACAAUCCCUGCACCCCGUUGACGUAAAUGCCUCACAACCAAAACACAGCGGCAAUCUCUCAUUCCACCACCCUAUGCCGCCUGCCCUAAACUCCCCUUACUUGUCCACCUCAAAAGUAGACCAAGCGUUUCUCCAAGCCAUCGGCCAGCAAGUAACUGUCAUGUCAAAAACCAUCAACACAUCCAACGUCUCACCACCGCCUCUUUAUAACCUAAUCAAUCUUAUGUGUGAUGUCUUACAAUCAGAAGAAAAACUUACUCAUCAUCAGAUAUUUAAUGCUAUAAAAGACCUCUUUUAUCAAUACCGCCUCAUCUCCAACCCAUUCACUAACUCAACCCUACCGCCAAAGUACCCUCCAGAGAACUUCUUCAAUUUUUAUUCGGAAUGCGCCAAGUUAUAUUUACCACCAAAUGCCCAACCUUCAUUCGACUCUUUUCUCUCUCGUCUCUCCAACACUCAACCACUUCAUCUCUCCCAUGGCAUCAUCCCACUCAAAAAAUCUGCUCCCGUCCUCAGUGCUGUUCAUAAAGUCAUAUACCGAUUCAUUCUCCGCAGUUUUCUCUCCGCUUUUAUGCCAGAUGCCACCUAUGACACCAUAGACGUACAUUUUGAAAACCAAGGACGUUUGCUCAGCGCAUCUGCCACCAUCUGCACUAACCCUGGCUGGACUAUAACUUCUUCUAUUUUAUCCCUCAACCAGGUAGUAGUUAAGCCCAUUAAAAAAAAUCAAAAUCACCCCUAUUUAACCCCACUCGAUUUUGAACAACAUUCUGUACCUCAUGAAACACAAAAACUCUAUUUUGACAAUUUAAACGCCCUUCGCGUUGGGCAACUCGUCUGCGUCGACUCACCCUUACUAUUCCACCGACCUCUUCAGCCGCCACAACAUCACACCGCGGCAUCACUUCUCAAGCACCUGCAAACCAUGUUCGUAGACAACAUACCAGAUAAUUACGCAUAUUGCACUUAUGAAUGGGUGACUGUUAUACAAAGAAUGACUAUAAGAAAACUAAUCUCGGGUCAAAAUGCCAUCAUUCUCCCCCUUCGAGGCUUGAUUAUGCUCAAACUUACUCUAAAAAUCCCUGUGUUUCAAGAGCCCUUCGUUAAUUCUGUUGAUGGCUACCAUCGUUUUCAACGGCUCAUUUUGCAAGAUCUCCAAAAAAGAAUUGCACUCUCUCCUUAUGCUAUCUUUGUCAUAGCUAUAGAUUGUCUAAAUGUUCAUAUAAGUCCAAGUUUUAAAGAAAAACAUGAAGAUUCAACUCUCUCAGAUCUUGUCUGUCCAAACUGUCACCUUUCUCGAACUAUUCAGCGAAUCAAUACCUUCAUGUUCUGCACAUCACUACUAUGCAAUGUUGUUGUACCUCAAUUCAUCCUCGGCCAUCAACUAACUAUUCAAGAUUUAAAAGAUAUUUUAAACUUCAAACCUGUCAAAAUCGUCUCACCUUUAUUGAGUGAUUCUCCGACGUUCAAACUAGACCCUUCGACCUAUAUCAUCUAUCGAUUUGUAGAGCCGGGCAAGCCGCUGAUUCCCUGUCAUAAACUGGAUAUUUCCAUUCCUGAUCCGCUAAAUAGGUCUUACAAAAAACUGAUGGAAUCUAAGUACUUCAGACGAUACAUAUCUUACGAAUUAUAACUACAAAUAAACUGAACAUGCAUUCAUCGUGCAUCUGCCAUACAAAAAAAUAAUCUAUACAUAAAAAUGUCGUCAAGGGUGCAAAGAAUCAAUACGCCAUGGUCGAAAUUCAAAACUGCCGGCAAGGAGAGGUGCACGCCUCUUAAACCCCAUUCUACGACAGAUGGUUUCCUUCAUCGGGGCUCCAAAACUCAAAAAUUAAAAGAGGAUCCGGCCAUGCUAUUCAUCCCGCUCUCUCCAGAUACAACUUUGCAGUAGUAAAAAAAUCGCGAGAAAUGAAAUCUGUCGAGGACAGAUUGUUUCUUUGAGCAUUUUAGACUUUUUUUG